This is a messenger RNA of Nerophis lumbriciformis (worm pipefish), 1341 nucleotides long. The record is from RefSeq and is a predicted model, not a curated record. NCBI's taxonomy places the organism in Eukaryota, Metazoa, Chordata, Actinopteri, Syngnathiformes, Syngnathidae.
AUGGAGCGCGAGACCUCGCGUGAAAGUGCGGCCGACGGGGGUUGCCCCAAACGGCCUGAGCUGAGAGAGGAGACCCCGGGGGAAGAAGCGAAAGGCGUCGCGGCUUCGAUAAGGCGAAUAGGCAAAGACGACGCGGUCAAAUGUGCGAAUUUGGAAUGUGGCGGAAAAGAGGAGUCUCAGACGGUAACUGGGGAAGAAGAGGAUGUUGGCAAAUACGAGGAGGAGCUGGACCCAAGAAUUCAGGAGGAACUAGAGCACCUCAACCAGGCCAGCGAUGAGAUCAACAAGCUGGAGCUUAAUUUAGACGAUGCCAGAUCUAGCUACAGAAAGAUCCUCACCGAUUCUGCCAGGAAGCUGAAUGCUCAGGGGUCCCAACUUGGCGCAUGCAUUGAGAAAGCCAGGCCUUACUACGAAGCCCGAAGACUGGCCAAAGAGGCACAACAAGAGACCCAGAAAGCUGCUCUAAGGUAUGAGAGGGCCGUGUCCAUGCAUACCGCUGCCAGAGAGAUGGUGUAUGUGGCAGAACAAGGCCUGUUGGCAGACAGAAACACCAUGGAUCCAACCUGGCAGGAGAUGCUUAAUCACGCUACUGCUAAGGUGAACGAGGCCGAGGAGGAGCGCUUUCGCAGUGAACGGGAGCACCAGCGGGUGACGCAGCUCUGCCAGGACGCCGAGGCUAAAGUCCAAACCCUCCAAAAGUCACUGAAGAAAGUCAUCCUUAAGUCCAAACCGUACUUCGAGCUAAAGGCUCAGUUCAACCAUAUCCUGGAGGAGCACAAGGCCAAAGUAGUACAGUUGGAGGAGCACGUAGCAAAAGCAAAAACACGUUAUUCUGUGGCGCUGCGGAACCUGGAACAGAUUAGCGAGCAGAUCCACGCGCAGCGAGGAAGACUCGGCGCCGGAAGAGGGAGAGCGACCCUACGCGGCGGGCGUAGCUCUCCGGUCGGCGCCGAGGCCGACGCCAAAGUAGCGGCGUCGUGCGGCUUUGUCGGAACGGGCGCGUUAGAAAGCCAUUGGGCGGACGCUGAAAAAACGCGGCUUUGGGUGGAGAAGCACCGGGAGAACGGCUGGGGUCGGAGAGAGGAGGCGGAGCACUCCGGUUCGGACCGCGUGUCCGUCGUCAGCCUGCAGACCAUUGCUUCCGACCUGCAAAAAUGCGAUUCGGUAGAACACCUAGGCGACUUUAGCGAUGGCGGGAGUGUGCCGGGUGAGGAUUGGGACUGGAAUAGAAAGAACGGCAACGGGGCAGAAGCGAGCGACGGACCCCGGCGGACCCGAGCGUCUAGUAAAAAGAAGCAGGAGAUCUUCGUCAAGCAGCACCACAGAAGUGUGAGUCUCUAA